UGGUAGCUGCAUGGUAAUUUGACACUGUCAAUAAAAUCAAUUGUCUAUUGUCAUUUUUACACAUUUUGAAAAGUGAAACAGAGUUAAGAACAAUGUCGAAAAUUAAACAAAACAAAAAAAGAAAACUCCAGGCUAAAACUGCAGGAGGCGUAGAAUUUCAAAUAGACAAGCCCAAAAUGAAAUUUCGUCUAUUUGAUGAAAAGGCACAAGCCGAAGAAGAACAUUUGUCCCAAAUUCUGUUUGGAGGAGCCACGAGUUUCCUACAAUGUCUUGAAGAAGCUGAACAAGAAGCAGGAUCAUCUCAGAUAGUUGCAGAUUCUGGUGUAGGCGAAACUGAUACAGACGAUGAUGACCAAAUACUUAAACCAGCUUGGACUGAUGAAGAUGACGACGGUAUAGACGUUGGCCAAGCCCUAGAUAGCCAACGACGUAAAUUACCUUCUGGGGGAAUUAAUUCUGUAGAUAAUAAAUAUUCGAAUUUGCUUAAACACAAAUUUCAAUCUACAGUGGGAACGCCGGAGUGGGCUUCUUUGAAUAAACGGAAGAGACUUGAAUCAGACUCUGAUGAAGAGAUAUUACAAAGUUGUGGGUUUAUUUCAAAGACUACGAAAGCUCAUUUACCUCCCAGUUUACUGGAAUUCAAAAAAGUUAAAGAUUUGAAUUCUGAAACAUAUUCAGAAGGCCCCUUCAUAAAUUCUGUUGAAUUCCAUCCAACCUCUAGUGUAGCAUUAGUUGCAGGAAAUGGAGCAAUUGCUACAUUAUUUGCAGUUGACGGUAAAAGAAACAACAAGUUACAUAGCAUUAAAUUCCAACAAUAUCCAAUAUUAUGUGCAAAAUUUCUGCAAAAUGGUAAUGAAGCUUUAUUAGGAUCUAGACAAUCCCAUAUUUUUAGUUAUGAUUUAAUAGCAGCAAAACCAAUUCGAUAUAAUUUACCACAAGGAUUGACACAAUCUAAAAGUUUUGUUGUGUCCCCUAAUUCCCAGGUUAUAGCUGUUGUUGGAAAAUGGGGAGAAGUCCAUUUGUUAUCAGCAGUUACAAAGGAAAAGAUUGGUUUGUUAAAACAGGAGUCUGAAGUUACUGCACUUACAUAUAAUCCAACAGGAAAUCUUUUGUUUGGACAUAGUGAUUAUGGUGAAAUUACAGUUUGGGAUAUGAAUAUGCAACGAGUUAAACAUAAAUUCACCGAUGAAGGUUGCCUUCAAGGUACCACACUGUCUAUAUCUCCUUCCAACCAGUUUAUUGCAGCAGGAUCUGCUCAAGGAGUAGUCAACCUUUAUGGUAUGGAAGAUGUUCUAAAAACAAACUUACCUAAACCCAGAAAGAGUAUAAUGAAUCUUACAACUGCCAUUAAGGACCUAAAAUUCAAUCAAUCAUCGGAAGCAUUGGCUUUUUCUUCAGCUGAAAUACAAAAUUCUGUAAAAAUAUUUCAUAUAGGUUCAGGAACAGUGUUUAGUAAUUUUCCUAAUUAUGAUACAAAAAUGGGUCAUAUAAAUGUUUUGAAUUUUUCUCCUGGUAGUGGAUAUUUAGCAUUCGGCAACAAAAAAUCUGUUGUUUCAUUAUAUAGGUUAAAACAUUUCAAAAAUUAUUGAACUAUUUAAUAAAUUAAUGAUAAUAUGAACACAUCUGGUCCCAGAAAUUAAAAAUUGACUAAUUCAUAGUUUUUGUAUAUAAAUUGUCUUGUUGAUCAAGAAGUUGAAUUUUGGAAAUGAAAAGAUUUGUAUUUGUCACAUAAUAUUGGGAAUAUGUAACAUAACUAUCUUCUUAAAAGAAAGUUUAUCCAUUAUCAUCAUCACCAUUGCUAACAGAUUAGAUUGCAGUUUAUGAAUACUUUUAAUUUAAUUGGAAAUAAUGAGAAUUUCAUGUGAUAUAUAACCUCCAUUUUUGCUUUCAGUAGUAUUAGUAUUUAUAUUGUAUUUUGAAUUAACUCCUUUUUAUUUUUUCUUAAUUCUCUUCUACAAUGGGUGAUUAAAUAUAAUCUUGUAAAAGAAUAACAAACUGGAAACUUCAUUGAUGAUCAUCUAUAAAAAGUGCUAAUUGGUCUCACUUGAAAUAUAAGUUUUAAAUUUACAAAUGUAACAUAUCAAUUUCAAUAACAUGAAUUUUUUCAGUUACUGCCUAUUUCAGCAAUUUUUUUUUAAAUACUUUCAUGUCAACUGUAACAUUUCUGAGUUUUAUCCAUGCUUGUUUUGUGUGAUUAUGAAUAUUUAUACCAGUCCCAAAUACUGAAGCGCAACAACCCUGUGGUAGUUUUGGAACAACCGUAUGUAUCAUUUAAUGGUCUACAGGUUCUUACUAAUAUUGUCUACUUAAUAUAGAUAUUUUUGAAGACUUCUAUAAUGGUAAUUAUAGCCUUUCGUAAACAAUUUUUGGAGUAUAUUUUUCAAACAUUUUCCUUCAACCAAAAGUUGCAGUAUUCAAACAAUUUGGUAGGCUUUCUUAAAAUUAUGUUAUCAAAAUACAUAUAUUUAAAAUUUUCUUUCCUAUUAUGAAGUUCUUUUGCCAAUUUUAACAUUAGUAUAGUUCCUUUUGUAUGAAAUCUUAGAUAAUUUGAACUCAUUUAGGUGUAGCUCAUUCAAUUCUACGUCCUGUUUAAUUUUACACAAAUCAGAUGAAUUGAGAUUUUCACUUCUCCCGAUGCAGCACCAAGUUUUGUUUUAUGAAAAUAACUCAGUUCAGAUAUUUGAUGAAUAAUUGAAAAGUUUGAGGAAAGAUUAACUUGUUUUUUUAUUAGUGCUUAGUGAGUUUUAUUUUACUUUUGUAUUGACUAGUGCAUUUUGGGUUAGAAUACAACGAACUGAAUGAAUGCCUCUAUUUGUCAUUUCAUUUGACUCACCAUAUCAAAGUGAGAACAGGUGAGCUGAUACUAUCAACUCAAUUUGAAAUAAAUCAGAUCAUUUGUAAAAGGAAAGUUAUGAUUUUCGUCAAAUAAUGAAUAUGUAUAAUAGAAGCAUACACAAUAUAACCUAAAAUGAAAUAAAAUAAUGAAUUUGAAAUAUUAUUUUGUCUAUUAUUUCACCAUAAGAAUGUUACAUAUAUUAAAACAAGAACUUUUUAAUGUGACAAUACAAUUUUUCCCAUAAAAUUAGAUUUUCUGUAAAUUCAACUUUAAUUGUAGCUAUAUCUAUCUAUUUUAAUACUUUGGUUCACUCAGUAGAUAUACUACACAUUAAUAACUUUAAGGGUGUUGAAAUAUCAUGUAUAUCCUUACUUUGCAUGAUUGUUUCUUUAUUGGUAAUAUAAUUCAUGUUCAAAAUUAAUGGAGAAAUGUUUAAAAAAAAAUCUUAUUUUAUAUUGUAUAAAUUUACCCAAACACAAUAUGAUAGAAAUGUCCAUCAUCAUGCAAAGUUAUAUCAUCAGCUUAGUACUAAAUAGACAUAAAAGAGGAUAUAAUUGGAUAUUUUUCAUUCUUUAUGAUAAUUAACAAAACAAUUAUUUUUAUUUAGACUUUACAUUUACGACAAGAAAUUGUAGGGUUUACCGCCCACUGUUAACUAAUGUUCUGCACCAUCUGUUUUUAUAUCUUUUGGAGGUGGAGGAGCUGGAGAAGUCAUUUUUCUUUUUGAUUGCAGUUUAUCCUCAAAGGUGGUAGUGCUUGGCCGACCUCGUUUUAUUUCUUUACUGGUUCCUUUAUUACAAAGAAUAAAGUCAAAUUAAUUUCUGAAUUGGCUCAUUGUAAGUAGAUUUUUCUUAUGGUGGUUUCUUUCCAUGACAUUUUUUCUAUAAUUUAACCACGCAUUUAUUACUGCAAGAUCCAGUAUCCAUAAGGUCUACACCUCACAUAUGUUUAUUACACUCUUGAACAAUGGGCAAGUAUUUCCAAUUUUUUCCUUUUUUGUCUUGUCAUAUCUGGAAACUUCAGUGACAGGUAAAGCCUCAGCAUAGGUGAAUAAUAGGGUUACCAUUUUAUUAUCCUUCCAUGCCUACACCAUCAAGUGUAGAUACUCUUUCUUAGUAACUUCUUCGGGGCUCUGAUUUUUCCAUGAAGGUUUUUCUGUCUGGUAAUUUAUUAUUUGGAAUUCUAUUUUGUUGGUUAGUUCCCCCUGUAAGAAUACCUUGUUUUGUUAAUAAAUGUACCAAUGGUAAAGAGGUGUGAAAAUUAUCGAAAUAAUUCUUGGUACUUACUGAAGCAAACAAACCACCACAUUUCCUGUAGCACCAAGAGCUGGUUCAUCUGGUAAAUUAAAUUUCAAAUUUGUGGGUAUAUCUCAUUAAAUUAGAUAGCACAUAUAAUUUGAAACACCAUUUAUGGGGCUUAUUGGGCAGACAUUGCUUUAGGAAGUGUCCGAGUUUUGUUCAUUUACACAAAGUCUUUGGUCUAUUGGUACCGUAUCAAAUCUUUAGUUGAGGUGCUGUAGUUCAAAUUGAAUUUUAUGGAGUCUAUCAUGUUACGGGUGUCCUACGGGUUUAUGAAGAUCAUUAUUGUUGAAAAGUAACGAUAACUUAUGUUUUAAAAUGUAUUCAACGGCAUUUUUGAAGCAAUCGGUUCAUUAUCAAACUUUGGGCACCAGUAUGAUCUAGUGCCCUAAAGUUUCUGCACUGACAUGUAUAAAAGAAUGCCAAAAAACAAAAGAUGUAGAUGAAAUGAAGUUACAUUGUAUUAUAUAUAGGUUUGUUUGUUCCACUAAUGUAUUGGUAAAAUCCUUUAAAAUAAAAUGGGUGAAACACAUAAGCACAUUGAUACUUGACUCUAGAUUGCGCAGGCAAUAGUUUGAGAGAAGUGUUUUUAGCAUCUUCUAUUAUUUCUGGAGUACUUCAGAAAAUCAUUUAUUUAAACACAAAUCACAAUAAACUUUCAAAUUUUAUUGUAGACACUAUUAUUACUCAGUAAUAGUAAUAACACUUAAUUUUAACAUUUAAAUUACCUUGUAGUCACCAGUAUAUAUUUGAACACAAAUAACAACAAACCUUUCAUUUUUAUUGUAAACACUAAUAUAACCUCAAAAAAUCAUAAUGUUUACUUCUUUAGUCUUCUUAAAUGUGGCAUUUGAAUAAAUGUAUGUUUUGUUAUUUUUUAGUACAUGUGUGAAAUAAGCUACUUUCUUAUGUAAAAAUGUGUGCGCAAUCUAUCAUUUUCAUAAGUGGUCAUAGGAAGAUAUAACCUAACCUCCAUAGUAAUGUAAAAUUCUAUCAUGUGUAAUUUUUUAAAUUAAAAACGAAAUCAUACGUUUAUUGCAACUACAA
Molecule: messenger RNA, 5181 nt
Organism: Diorhabda carinulata
Lineage: Eukaryota; Metazoa; Arthropoda; Insecta; Coleoptera; Chrysomelidae
Gene: wcd
Product: U3 small nucleolar RNA-associated protein 18 homolog
Exons: 2
Coding region: 93-1589 (498 amino acids)
Biological process (GO): rRNA processing
Cellular component (GO): Pwp2p-containing subcomplex of 90S preribosome; small-subunit processome
Molecular function (GO): protein binding
Source: RefSeq, a predicted model, not a curated record